Messenger RNA from Cladophialophora psammophila CBS 110553, 195 nucleotides. RefSeq lists its product as uncharacterized. The record is from RefSeq and is a predicted model, not a curated record. The transcript has a single exon. The coding region runs from base 1 to 195 and encodes 64 amino acids. Lineage: Eukaryota; Fungi; Ascomycota; Eurotiomycetes; Chaetothyriales; Herpotrichiellaceae.
AUGAUGGAGAAUAAGCAUCUCUUUGACGCUCGAGAUGAUGAAGGCUUGCAUAAUAACAGAUGCCAUGUUGCAGAGAUGAUUGCAUAUCUGAGGACCCCACUAAUUGAGUUCCAACGCCGAAGCACGAAGACAACAUUAGUAUUCGAUGAACAAGGCGAGUUGGAAAUUGCCAGUGUUGUUGAUCAGGAUGUCUGA